GUUCUUGGCUUACACCCUGGUUUGCUACGAUCUCGCUGUGGCUAUGGACCUGGAGUUCAUGCCGUACUACUUCUGGGUGUGCAUGUGGUGCUCUUUGUUCACCAUCUUGGUUGCCGUCUUUGACCUCUGCGCCCUGAUGAAGCACGUGACCAUGUUCAGUGAGGAUAUCUUUGCCGGCCUGAUCUCUCUCAUCUUCAUCAUCGACGGAGUGCUGCCCAUGCUGCGCAACUUCUGGGAGGACAAGAUGACUUUGGCAGCGGCAAUGUUCGAGAUGCUCCUCUUCCUGUACACCUUUGGACUGGCCACUUACCUCUCCCACUUCCGUCGCACACCCUGGCUCUUGCGAUCCCUCCGCAAUCUCAUGGCCAACUUCGCAGUGACGAUCGCCUUGGUUACGGCUUCCGCCCUGGCAGCUAUCUACGCCAGCGACACGAACCUUCGUAUGCUUACCGUCGAUGCGGAGCUCUCGCCCUCGCUGGUGCUGGCUGGCGGCGGCAAGCGCAGCUGGGUGGUGAACCCCAUGGGCAUCGAGAAGGACUUCCCAAUGUGGGGCAUCCCGUAUGCGAUCCUCCCAGCCAUCGGCUUCGCUGUGCUGGGCUAUCUGGAUCAGAACCUCACCAGCGUGAUCGUGAACCGGCCAUCAAACAACCUGCAGAAGGGUCCUGGCUACCACUUGGAUCUCUUCAUCAGAGGCGCUCUCACACUGCCGGCCUGCGCUGUGCUUGGACUGCCGUUGGCUGUGGCAUCAACGGUGCCCAGCAUCACUCACGUUAUCUCGCUGACGACCUACGAGGUGAAGCAACUCCCGCAAGGUGAGCGUAAGGUGCCUGUGAAGGUUGUCGAACAGCGAGCGACAAACUUCUUGAUCCACGUGCUCAUUGGCUGUGCUCUGUUCAUGGCUCCAGCUCUGAAAUUCCUGCCUCAAGCUGUGCUGCAGGGUGUCUUCUUCUACAUGGGCAUCGCGUCAUUGACAGGAAAUUCCCUGUUCGACCGCAUGUUCUUGUGGCUGAUCUGGGAUUCGUCGAAGUACCCGCAGUACCACUACGUCCAGAAGCUGCCCAUUGCGCGAGUCCACCUUUACACCUUCAUCCAGUUCAUUUGCCUUGCCAUCCUCUAUGGACUGAAAGAGAUCAAGGAAACGGCCGUGGUAUUCCCCUUCUUCAUGGCCUCCCUGGCCGUCAUCCGCAAGUUCCUGCGGUUCAUCUUCACGGCAGAGGAGCUCUCGCUGUUGGAUGGCCAUCCUGAUGAUGAUGAGCAGGAGGAGGAGCCGCUGCCUCAGCAGCCAGACCUCUUGAACCUCGAGCCGGUCAAGGAGCCCAAGGAGGAGGAGGCAGCGCAGGCACCUGCGGAGGCCAGCAAGCCAGCAGUGGAGGAGCAUCCAGUGUUGAAGAGCGAGCAGACGGGCUUCUCCCUCUGA
Messenger RNA from Symbiodinium pilosum, 1417 nucleotides. The record is from the annotation of a GenBank genome assembly. NCBI's taxonomy places the organism in Eukaryota, Dinophyceae, Suessiales, Symbiodiniaceae.